Dioszegia hungarica is the source of this 582-nucleotide messenger RNA. RefSeq lists its product as uncharacterized. Gene Ontology annotation, biological process: negative regulation of glucose mediated signaling pathway; cGMP catabolic process; cAMP catabolic process. The coding region runs from base 1 to 582 and encodes 193 amino acids. Gene Ontology annotation, molecular function: 3',5'-cyclic-GMP phosphodiesterase activity; 3',5'-cyclic-AMP phosphodiesterase activity. The transcript is spliced from 4 exons. The record is from RefSeq and is a predicted model, not a curated record. NCBI's taxonomy places the organism in Eukaryota, Fungi, Basidiomycota, Tremellomycetes, Tremellales, Bulleribasidiaceae.
AUGGAGAGAGAGCCAGCGUUCGAGAUGGUGGUGCUGGGCAGUGGGGGAGGGCCACUAGAGACGGACUGCUCGGGAUACCUGCUCAAGCCGUACCGCGCGACAUGGGAGGAUGGUUUCGUUGCCCUCGAGGGAGGGUCCGGCAUAGGGGCAUUGGUCAACCUCCUGGCAUACAAAGACUCCUCGGACCUCUUUCCUACGCUCCGCUUCCCAGAUACCCACAACACCCCCAUCCUCAAGGCAGCAUAUGUCUUUUCUCAUCUAUCAUGCUAUCUUCUAACUCAUGCUCAUCUGGACCAUUCCCUAUCACUCAUCAUGUUGACCGGAUCACUUCCGCCAAGAUUUGCAAGCGGGCCAGACCUCUCGAGUUUACCUCACGCGAUGGCGCCGACAGAUCUGAGGUCUACCGCUGGACCCUCGGCGCCGCGGCCGCCAGUCUACGGCACGCGGGAAACGCUGGAAAGGCUCGCGUCGGCGUAUCAGGGAGGACUAUGGCCAGAGCUCGCUAGCUGGGCGGGAGAAGCAUCCCAGAGCGGAGCCGUACCUGACAUCUCCAAAGCCACCGGCGUGGUCUUCACUCCGUAA